AUGUUAUUUUUUUCUUCUUCCGUUUGUCUAACCUGUCGACCCCCUUUUUUUCUUUUUCUUCCAUUCUUCUUUUUUCUUACCGAUUUCUUCAUUUACUUGCUUGUUUUUUUUCACUUUUUUCUUUAUUUCCUUCUUUCUUUCACCACAUGUUGCCUAUUUCUUUCUUUCUUUCGCCACAUGUUACACUUUUCCUUCAUUCUUUCUUGUGAUCAAUUCACUUCUUUCCUUCUUUUCUUUAGAUCAAACGAAUCAUUUUUUCAUUCUUACUUAAAUUCUUUCUUUCUUUCUUUCUUCUUAGUUCAAAAUUUUCCUCUUUUUCUUUUAUUUUCACGAAUUAUUUUAAUUCUCUACUUUUUUCAUUAUUUCUUCUCAGUUCAUUUUUUUUAUUUUCUUCUCACGAGUCAUUUUUCAUUCUUUUUUUCUUUCUUAACUCAUUUUCUUUUUCCUUUUAUUCUCAUUUUUUCUUUCUUAAAAAGAAAUUCUUUAUUCAUAAUUUUUUAUUAUUUAUUUUAUUCAAGAGAGUCAUUUUCUUUUUUUUUUUUUUUUUUACUUUUUCUUCUUAGUUCAUUAUUUUCUCUUUUAUAUUCUCACAAAUAA
Molecule: messenger RNA, 597 nt
Organism: Acanthosepion pharaonis
Lineage: Eukaryota; Metazoa; Mollusca; Cephalopoda; Sepiida; Sepiidae
Source: the annotation of a GenBank genome assembly